AUGGAGGCCGGUGACCAUGGCCUCAAGAGUGGGGAGCUGGGCACGUCGGAGGGGGUUGACAUCCUGAAGAACCCCACGGCGGAGGAGCCCCAGCCAGCCGGGACCGGGAAGAAGGGGAAGGAGGCGAGCGCGCCGGAGGGCGGUGACCUUGGACUCAAGCUGAAGGAAGCGAGCACGUUGGGCGGUGAGAUCCUGAAGAAGAGGAAGGAGGCGAUGGCGGCGUUGGAUCUCUUGUUUCCGACGGCGAAGAAGGCGCAGCCGGCCGGGGUCGGGAAGAAGAGGAAGAAGGUGGUCAAGAAGGAGGUGCCGCAGGAUGUCAUCGACUCAAUUAUAGCAAAGCCGUUUAAUAUUGUCCAGGAGCUCUCCGACAAAGACCUUGCCGACAAACCCCAGGAAUUCCGCGAAGCCUAUAACAGAGUAAGGUUACUCAAUGACAAGGUCCGCAGCUACGAGCAGGCCCUCAUCCAGCAGCACAGAGUCAUGGGCUACGCGGAGGAUGAAUUUGAGGUCACCGAUGACGAGGACGAGGGGACGGGAGAAAAGGUGGAAUUAAAAUGCUGGUCUGCAGAUACUGAUGGAAAGAAUGAUGGACCUCUUCUCUAUACUGAAAUUUGCCAAUCCAGUCUUACAGGAUUUGCAUUCAUGUCUGUCUCCGCAGAACAGCAGUUGAAGAGAACCGUAGAUGCAGUUAAAGAGAGAAGAGAAGGGAACUGA
This is a messenger RNA of Miscanthus lutarioriparius, 714 nucleotides long. The record is from the annotation of a GenBank genome assembly. Lineage: Eukaryota; Viridiplantae; Streptophyta; Magnoliopsida; Poales; Poaceae.